AAGCAUUAUUUACUCAAACUAACACAAAUCAAUCUUCUUUGUAGUGAAAUGGAAGAUAUUAAGCUAGUUGAGAAAGUUGUGAUUGUACCAGAGAAUCCCACGAAUCGCAGACGUGUCUUCUUAUCAAACAUAGAUCUAUCUCUGGUUUUAUACCAAGAAUCAGUGUCCUAUUUCGAUCCUCCAACGAAUGAAAUAAGCUUCUCUGAAGCUUGUAAUGUUCUGUACCGCGCACUUGGUGCUUUGCUCGUGCCUUACAGCUUUGCUGCAGGACGUCUGGUACCAGCAAUAGAUGAUGAUCGCCGUCUCGAGAUCGACUGUAAUGAUGCAGGUUUUGUGGUUGCAGCAGCAACAACAGACGCCAAGUUGAGCUCACUUGGUGAGCUCUUGGCACCCAAGCCAGAGUUCAAGAAGUUGGUUGCUUUCAUUCAAGAAGACGAGAUGGAUCUCAAAGACAAGCCCCUUCUUUCCUUACAGUUGACACAAUUUGAAUGUGGAAGUUUGGCGCUGGCUUCUCGAUACAAUCACUGCAUUCUAGAUGGUGUAGCAAUCCGUGAACUUGAGGCAAACAUGGCUGCUCUAACCAGGGGUGAAGACCUCGUUGUAGUCCCGAACCCUGACAGGACAUUAUUCAAAGCUAGGAACCCACCAGAGAUCAAUCACCCACAUCAUGAAUAUUCAGAAACCACCCCUCUAUCUAUCAAGGAAUCCAUUUCAGCUAAUCAGAUUCGCUCGAUCUACAUUUCCUCACAUCACAUAGCCAACCUUAAGAAAGGAGCUCUCAAGGGUGGAAAAUUGAACAACUGCACUACUUUUGAAGUAAUGGCAGCAAAGAUAUGGAAGGCGCGGAGCAUUGCAACAAGAAUGCAAGAUGAGGCUAUGAGCACGAUGUUGAUUCCUGUCGACGUUCGAAAAAGGGUGGUACCGCAAGCCCCAAACGGAUUUGCAGGCAACGCAUUGGUUCCUGCAUUUGCAAGAGCAAUGGUGAGAGAGGUGAAGGAGGAAGAGGACUCGUACCUGGUGAAGAAAGUGCAAGAAGGGUUGGAGAGAGUGAAUGACGAAUAUGUGAGGUCUGGGAUAGACUGGUUAGAGGUUCACAGAGGGGGGCCGUGCUGUGAAAACAGCUUCUCAUUGGUGGCUUGGUGGAGACUUGGUCUAGAAGAAGAGGAGUUUGCAUGGGGAAGAGUCAAGUGUGCAACUACAAUCACAGUGAAACCUGGUCUUGUGUUUGUGUUGCCAGGGGACAAAGGCAAGGGAGGCCUUAAUAUUUGCCUGGAACUGCCUGAAGAUCAAAUGGAGGUGUUUGUUAGUCUAAUAAUGGAACAAUAA
Molecule: messenger RNA, 1326 nt
Organism: Tripterygium wilfordii
Lineage: Eukaryota; Viridiplantae; Streptophyta; Magnoliopsida; Celastrales; Celastraceae
Product: omega-hydroxypalmitate O-feruloyl transferase-like
Exons: 2
Coding region: 49-1326 (425 amino acids)
Molecular function (GO): acyltransferase activity, transferring groups other than amino-acyl groups
Source: RefSeq, a predicted model, not a curated record